AUGUUUCAACCAGCCGCUGCCCAACCCCUGUAUCUGCCGCUUCUCGAAGGCGAGGUAAUAAGGCUGGUAGACCUGCUACCAGGAGAGGGGGACGAUCCUGUCUCGCUUCGACUUUUGAUCGCCGAGUUGGGCCAUCAUCCCGAGUACGAGGCCAUCUCCUAUGUGUGGGGUGAUCCAAGCCAAACUGUCUCUGUCCUUUGUAACGGAAGGCCGCUUGCUAUCACCGUCAGUCUCAAUGCCGUCUUCAAGAGAGUUAGAUACCCAGACCGAUCGCGAAUCCUUUGGGCCGAUGCUGUAUGUAUCAACCAAUGGCAUGAUGACGAGCGAAGCCACCAUGUUGCCUUUAUGGGUAAAGUCUACAGCUAUGCGAAAAGAGUCCUUGUGCAUUUUGGUGACGAUUUAGAUGGAGAUGCAGUAAAUGUCUCCUCUCUUGUGAAAGAAUAUGCUGCUUUGAUAUCGAAAUACAAGUCUGUGCACGAUAUGCCAAUCCUAUCAGCCGAAGAUCCGGCACUUGAUGAUCCAAGGUGGAAAACACUAUCUAGAUUUCACCACUUGCCAUGGUGGACCAGAGCAUGGGUUGUUCAGGAGGUGGGACUAGCACGAGAACCGUUCUGUUUAUACGGGAAUGAAGGAUUUGAUUAUCGGGAUCUAAUGAGGUUGGCUGUUUGGACGACGAGAUGUGCACCACACCUUGAAUUCAGACAUGACGUUUCUUUCGCCACGGUUCACACAGACUGGCUCGAUUGGUCGUCAAAUUGGCGAGAAAGCUCUCCGGAUCCGAGCCAGACUUUCUUGGGUCUGAUGAACCACUCGCGAUGGCUGUCAUGCCGUCUGAAGAAGGACCACAUUUACGCCCUUUUAGGACACCCUUUAGCUCAGCUUGAGCCUAGUGGGGACUUGAUCGUUCAGCCAGCCUACAACAAGACCGACGAAGACGUUUAUCUUGAACUUGGAAAGAGUUUGAUAAGAAGCCAUGGCCUUCGUGUCCUAUCCCCUGUUGACCACAAUGAAGAGACAUGGACAAGCAAUUUGGUGCCUUCCUGGUUGCCCUUCUACCACAAUGUCGAGCUCACGGCAUGCAACUUUGGCGUCUUCCCGGACUUCUGGUACGAGGCUUCUGCGGGCUCUGAGGGGCAAGCCGUCACAGUUGCGGAAGGGACGAACCUGCAUGUCCGAGGUCUACUGGUUGACAUUGUGAAGCGGUCACUUCCAUUUACUGAGGCGGGCUUAGAAGAUCUAGGAAGGUUCCCAACGGAUAGACUUGCUAUCGGCAAUCAGAACACACUACUGGAUCAUAUCAUGGCCGAAGCCAUGGCUAAGGCAAAUGGUCAAGCCUAUGAUGCGGGUGACAAAAUCCCGGCCUUAAGCUUGACACUUUGCGCUGGAUUGUCAAGGUACCGAUGCGCCGAGGAUAACCUCCAUCAGCACUGCGAAGACUUUGCCGCUUAUUAUAGGCUCCGGAAAGGACUGGACGAUGAGAGUGAUUUCCCUCAGUGGAUGCCACAUGACCGAGCCCAUGGAGACUAUGAGAAGUAUCUGACUGAUAUGAAGCUGGUGUGCGAAGGGAGAAGCUUCAUUUUCACCGAAAAGGGCCGUUUCGGUUUGGGACCACUGAUCGCGGCUCCCGGAGACGUCUGUUGUAUCCUUUUUGGUGCCACUGUACCUUUCAUUCUACGGAGGACGCAGCGCGAGGGGUAUUUCAAGCUUGUAGGCGAAGCUUACCUACAUGGCCUAAUGCGUGGAGAGGCGCUGAGCCUGAGCACAGCAAGCAGCCCUGAAGAGCAGACUUUGAUCAUUUGCUAG
Messenger RNA from Cladophialophora psammophila CBS 110553, 1803 nucleotides. RefSeq lists its product as uncharacterized. The record is from RefSeq and is a predicted model, not a curated record. The transcript has a single exon. Bases 1 to 1803 code for a protein of 600 amino acids. Lineage: Eukaryota; Fungi; Ascomycota; Eurotiomycetes; Chaetothyriales; Herpotrichiellaceae.